AAUCAGUUUUUUUCUUUUCUGUGCAAUUUUCAUGAUUCAAUCAAAAAAGGUGUUAUUUUAAAAAAUUUCCUGCUCACAAUACAAAACAAGGCAAAGGAUGUCCGGGCAUCCACUUAAUUCCCUGAAGAACUACGAUGUGGUGGAUGAAAGCGAGUGUAAAGUAGAUAUUUCGACUUUCAAGUCCAUCGAAGAACGUUCCAUUGCUGCUAAGGAACCUCCUCCAAAUGUUGCGGCUGCGGCCGACGAUGAAAACAACUCUAAACCUGCCAAACGCAAAAGGAAAAAGCGACUUUUAGUUACCAAAAAAGAGUUCAAACGAUCCGAAGGACAAAAAAAGCGCCGUCAGGCACGGCAAGUGGUAACUGAGGCAUGCUCGUGCUACCUAUCCUGCCCGCGUAAGAUUACGCCCGAGCAGCGCCAGGACCUGAACAAUCGCUAUUGGGAAUUGGAACAUGUCGAGCAAAAAAAGUUUAUCAAGAGGUAUUCGGUGCAGGGAAAGGUUAAAAGAAGACGGGUUCCGGUGGAUCCCUUGGGAGGUGUGGACGUAAAGAAAGCCUAUACCUAUUCGUUUUAUUUGCCCGAUGAUAAGGGAGAGUUGCAAACGGUGUGUUGCACUUUCUUUCUCAAUACGCUGGGAUAUCGAAAGGGAUGCGGUAAUCACAUUUAUCGGGCACAUAUGAAAGACUCACUUAGUGAUAAACGAGGAAAGUACGAACGAGAUCGUUCGCUGCGAGAUGCCAUCUGGGACGACAUUUUGUCCUAUUCACCGCGAACGUACCAUAAGGGUCUGAAGUAUAGUGCAACAGCACUUUAUUUGCCUAUUCAGCUGAAUGCAAAAAUGAUGCAUGCAGAUUUCAAGGCAAGAAGAGAGCCUUUCGGGGAAAAACCUGGCAGUGCUAGUUUUUAUUGUGCAAUUCUUCGUGAAAUGGAUGUGCACUUUGUGGAAAUGGAUGAUUUCGUAAUACCUGAACGAAAACCGAUAGUGGUUCCACCACCACCAGCGCCCGAAACAUUUCUACCUCCAGAGCCUAUAGCUGCUGCAGUGCCAGUCUCGGAAGAAGUGUAUACAACUUUUACAGACUUGCAACCGUCUGAAAGUUCAACAGGUCAGUCUUACAUUCAUCCUCCUCCAGUCCAACACCUAGCACCAAUCCAAACAUUGACUGUUGGAGAACCAGCCACCAUGAUUUAUACGCACACGGUUGAACCCAAACCAGUUGAGUCAUACUAUUCGAUGGUACCACAAGAUUCUUCAUCUCCUUUCGUCGAGAAUGUGAAACAAGAACCGUAUUAUGGACUUCCAAUAGAACCUGAAACUGUAGUCGAGUCACACUAUAUAAAAGAUAAUGAUGAUUUCUCUGAUUCUUACUCCAAUAUGGCGUCUGAACCGAGCUACACCGAACCUUCUUAUCAUGCAGCUUCUUGCGAGAUAGUUAAGUGCGAAGAUAACAAGAACGAUCUAGUGCGUGAGAUGUAUCCUCCAGUGCAGGGGGAGAUGACAGCGUUGAAGUUUGAAAAUCCUGCACCCAAUCCAUCACUUGAGGAAUUUGCAGAUGAAGCCAAGUUUGUUGCUAAACCACGAAAAAGAAGAGCGGUAAAAUCAAACAUCAAUCCGCCAAUACCCGUACUACCUGAAGGCUAUCCACCCGUUAAGCGAACAAAAAAGUAUAUCGCGAAAGUGAGCAAUCUAGUUAGACGAAAAAUGUCGCAUCCCGUGUUGCACCUGGAGUGCAACUGUCACCUGAACUGUCGGGAAAAGAUCAGCUCGGAACAACAGGAGCGCAUCAAUGACCAGUAUUGGAGCAUGCGGUUUGCCGAUCAGCGCAUGUUUAUGUUAGAGCACACCGAGCGGCAUGCGAUCAAGCGGCGCCGAACAAAAAUACCAUCCGAUGGUCCUGUUCGGAAAAGCUGCACCUACUCGUACCGGUUGACGGAUGAAAGUGGCAACUACCAGGCAGUGUGCUGUCAGUUUUAUCUAAAUACCAUCGGUUUUGGGGCGGGCAGUGGCAACGUGAUCUACCGAGCCCACCAGGUUGAAUUGAGCGAAGCCAUCUGUGACAAACGGGGCAAAUUUGCACGUGAUACCACCUUACGGGAUGCAAUGGAUGAUGAUAUUCUAUCAUAUUUCAGUCCCGAACAGCAAGAAAGUGGUGCCAUAUUGGAUCUCUCCGCUACCAGUUGGUCACCGAAAAAAAUGUACACGCAAUAUGUGCAACGGCAAGCGGCCAACGACAUAGAUAAGCCAGGUAGUUUUGGUUUCUACUGGAGAAGGGUGAAAGAAUUGAAUGUACAGUUUGCGCCGAGGCCCGAGCCCAAAACAAACGGGAAGAAAAAACCAAGGUCAUCGAGCGUAACACAAAAACGAGCGGAAGCGGUUGUCAACGUUCCAUCGACGUGUUCGUUUGGCUUCACAACGCUCCAAUAGCUUGCUAAGUCAUAGUUUUAAUUAGUAAUAUUUCGCAAUAUAAGUAUUUUAGUAUUUAUUGUA
Messenger RNA from Topomyia yanbarensis, 2488 nucleotides. RefSeq lists its product as uncharacterized. The transcript has 3 exons. The record is from RefSeq and is a predicted model, not a curated record. Bases 98 to 2425 code for a protein of 775 amino acids. NCBI's taxonomy places the organism in Eukaryota, Metazoa, Arthropoda, Insecta, Diptera, Culicidae.